ACCAUGGCUCCAGCCCUGCCCUGGCUCCUGCUGUGGGUGGGCUCAGGGGUGCUGCCUAUCCGUUGCACCCCACACGGCAUUCGUCUGCCUCUGCGGAGUGGGCUAGGGGGGGCCCCCCUGGGGCUCCGGCUGCCCCGGGACACCGAUGAGGAACUGGAAGAGCCCAGCCGGACGGGCAGCUUUGUGGAGAUGGUGGACAACCUAAGGGGCAAGUCGGGCCAGGGCUACUACGUGGAGAUGACUGUAGGCAGCCCCCCACAGACGCUCAACAUCCUGGUGGACACAGGCAGCAGUAACUUUGCAGUGGGGGCUGCACCCCACCCUUUCCUGCACCGUUACUACCAGAGGCAGCUGUCCAGCACAUAUCGGGACCUCCGGAAGGGCGUGUAUGUGCCCUACACCCAGGGCAAGUGGGAGGGGGAGCUGGGCACCGACCUGGUGAGCAUCCCCCAUGGCCCCAACGUCACCGUGCGUGCCAACAUCGCUGCCAUCACUGAAUCAGACAAGUUCUUCAUCAAUGGCUCCAACUGGGAGGGCAUCCUGGGGCUGGCCUAUGCAGAGAUCGCCAGGCUCUGCGGUGCUGGCUUCCCUCUCAACCAGUCAGAGGUGCUGGCCUCUGUAGGAGGGAGCAUGAUCAUUGGGGGUAUCGACCACUCACUGUACACGGGCAGUCUCUGGUACACACCCAUCCGGAGGGAGUGGUAUUAUGAGGUGAUCAUUGUGCGGGUAGAGAUCAAUGGACAAGAUCUGAAAAUGGACUGCAAGGAGUACAACUAUGACAAAAGCAUCGUGGACAGUGGCACCACCAACCUUCGUUUGCCCAAGAAAGUGUUUGAAGCUGCAGUCAAAUCCAUCAAGGCAGCCUCCUCGACGGAGAAGUUCCCAGACGGUUUCUGGCUAGGGGAGCAGCUGGUGUGCUGGCAAGCAGGCACCACCCCUUGGAACAUUUUCCCAGUCAUCUCACUCUACCUAAUGGGUGAGGCCACCAAUCAGUCCUUCCGCAUCACUAUCCUCCCACAGCAAUACCUGCGGCCCGUGGAAGAUGUGGCCACAUCCCAAGACGACUGUUACAAGUUCGCCAUCUCACAGUCAUCCACGGGCACUGUUAUGGGAGCCGUUAUCAUGGAGGGCUUCUAUGUUGUCUUUGAUCGGGCCCGAAAACGAAUUGGCUUUGCUGUCAGCGCUUGCCAUGUGCACGACGAGUUCAGGACAGCAGCAGUAGAAGGUCCUUUUGUCACGCCAGACAUGGAAGACUGUGGCUACAACAUUCCACAGACAGAUGAAUCAACCCUCAUGACCAUAGCCUAUGUCAUGGCUGCCAUCUGCGCCCUCUUCAUGCUGCCACUCUGCCUCAUGGUGUGUCAGUGGCGCUGCCUCCGCUGCCUACGCCAUCAGCAUGAUGACUUUGCUGAUGACAUCUCCCUGCUGAAGUGAAGGGGUCCAUGGGCAGAAGACAGACAUUCCCCUGGACCACAUCGGUGUGGUUCACUUUGGUCACAAGUAGGAGACAGCAAUGGCACCUGUGGCCAGAGCACCUCAGGACCCUCAUCCACCCACCAAAUGCCUCUGGCCUUGACAGAAAAGAAGGCAAAGCUGGCAAGGUGGGUUAUGGGAAUUGCACCCUGUGAAAUAGGAGAGGGAAGAACCAAGUGCUCUAGUGGUGGGAAUACUCUUGGUCACCAUAAACUUGAGUUGGGAAAUUCUGCUGCUUCAAACUUCAUUCCUGAAUCUUUGCCCACCAUCCCUGUAGCGUCUCCAACCCAAAGUAUUCUUCUUUUCUUAAUUCCAGGUACUGGCAUCACAUUCAGUUUACCCCAGUGUGUGUUUCUGUGGUACCCUGGCAGAGAAAGGGCCAAUCUUGUUUUCCUGCUGGCCAAAGUCAGUAGGAGAGGACGCAUAGUUUGCUGUUUGCUGUAGAGUCUGUAUAAACAAGCCUACACUGGUGCAAAGAUUGUCUCUUGAAUUAAACAGAAAAUAAUUAGAUUGAAUAUUUGUACAAAUUGGGGAGGUCCGGAAGAGGAGAAGGCGAGGGCUUACAAAGACAGGGAAUAGUUAGAUAGCUAGGAUCAAAGGCAGAAACAACCACUGGCCAGUUCCAGUUUUAGACCUCAUCUCCUAGAUAGAGUUUCAUUUCAUACGAUGAGUGUUGCAUCCCAGUGUUUUCUUUUCUGUGGUUGCAGCCUGACCAAAAGUGAGAUGGGAAGAGGGCUGACCUAGCCAAAGAGCACUUUUUAGCUCUUAAAUGAGAAGUGCCCACUAAGAAGUUCCACUUAACAAAUGAAUUUCUACCUUACUAAUUCCACUUGUCUUUACCUAAACCCUUUAUUCUACAUACAAUAGGUAGCACUGAAAUAUCCCAACCCCCUAGGCCCCAGGUGCCCUAUGGGAGAGCCAAUGGAAUAUAGCAGGGCUGGUUCAUUCCCUCCCCCAAAUCCUUAUUCCUCUGGAGCUUUGCAGCCAAGGUGCUAAGAGGAAUAGACAGGAGACCUCUCCUACCUAAUCCUUGAAAGCAGAAUCCUGAAGAUUCACUCAAUAGGUAUAGGGUUGAUGCCCUAUACCUCUGCCUGGAUUUCUUCCUAUUCAGCUGUAAGUGCGGUAAGAUCUUUACAUAAUACAGAUCUGUUUCAUUGCCUUUACACCCUAAUGUCUCCUCCAUUUAUUUGGUUAAGGCAUCCCACAGUGGCACUAGUAUUAUACCAAAAGUGCCAGAAACACAGCAUUUUCUGACUCUAGCAACAUCAUCUUCAGUAUCGAGGCUGCCUGGAAGAGGAUGGCAGCCACAGGGCUUCCUUAUUUCCUUCACCGUAAGAGCCCCUCAUCAUUUCCCCCUAUCCUGCUGUCUACUCUCCACUCCAGGUAGUACUUGGGUACCCAGACUGGUUCUUGGGCUAGAUAGUGGGGACCAAGUUCAUUUCCUCCCUAUCAGUUCUAACACAGUAGACUGAUACCAGUGUUAGUGGGAAGAGCUAAAUUUUUCUGAUACACCCACUGCAUCCUAUCUGGUCAACACACUGCUUCCAGGUAUGGGACCUGCCUAGUAUGGGAUUACCUGACAAGGGAGAGGGAAAUACAAGGAGGGCCUCUACAGUUCCUGGCCAUAGCUGGCUGCCCACAAGCCAUAAACCAAUAAAACAAGGAUACUGAGUCACAGCUUUUUAUCUGGGUUCUCUUCAUUCCCUCCGCACUUGGUGCUGCUUUGGCUGACUGGGAACACCCCAUAACCACAAAGACUAACAGGAAGACGAGACUGUCCACUUCCAGCUCAGAAUUUACUGUGUAAAUAACUUCCAGAAUUGCUACCGUGAAAUGAAAAUGCCAUGUUCUCCUUUAUAAUUUCUACCCAUGUUGGGGAAAACCGGCUUUUCCCCAGCUCUUUCCAGGGCAUAAAACUCAAACUCUUUAUUAGUAAGUCCUACUGUCCUGUUGUUAUUAUUUUUUUUUUAAGGAGAAAACUGCUUGUACUUAUUUUUCUUUUUACAGUUAUUUCCUUUCUGCCCUGCAACUAUGAACUCUAGGUGUAAAAAAAGAAAAAAAUCUUGACAAUGGGUUCUUACUUGUAAAAAUAUGUAUUAUAUAUCUCUAUUUUUUAAUUCUACCCCUGAAAACUGACGGUCCCAUCUCCCCCCUACCUCAUCUGGGGCCUUUCCCAUUGGCUUGCAUGGUUUUUACCACUGCAGGCCAGUGGAAAGAGGGAAAAGGGAGAACAAGGGUAGCUGAAACUUAAGUGUUGCUUUCUAAUUGUUCCUAAACAAGAAAGAGAAAAGAGCAACAACAAGGCCCCAGCUCCCAUGCACAAAUCUCCCAAACACUUGUCCUCCUGCUAUAGUUGACUUUCCAGGGACUUUUACUAGCAAGCAAGCUAAGGUCCCCUAUGUACCUCCUCCUUUUUUUUCUAUCUACUCCUAUGGCUUCAAAGAUUUUUGGAAAAGAAACAGAAUAUUCUUUAUACUCAUCUCUAAUUUCUAAAUUUUCAGAGGAUACUGAAAAAUAUUGCAGGUGGCCCAAAGGCUGCUGCAAAGAGAGAAUAUUAGAUUACAAAAUAAAAAAUGAAUCCCCCAAAUGAAAAGAACAAAGGAACUGGUCUUCCAUUUUGCCACAUUUCCUGUUCAUAACAGAUACUAAACGGGAGACAUUAGUAUUUCAUUAACCAGAGAAAGUGGGUCUUCGGACCUCUACAACAGUGGAGCACUCAGGCUAUUUCAAUCACUCUGCAAGACACCAAGGAGGACUCAGGAAGUCCAGCUCCUUAAAAUGAUGUUAGUCAAUAAACCUGGGCAAUUAAGGCAAGAUAAAAGAAAGAAUACAUCCAUGAAAUGAAAGGCAAGGAUGAAAGACAGAACAAAGACAGAAAGGAGAGAAUUUAAUUGGACCUGAAAGGAAAAGUCUUUGCCACCCUGGUGUGUAUCGCUAGCAUGACAAGUAUUUCCAGGUCCCAGAAAGGGAAAUUCAACUGUUAGUAAUAUAAUAAUGUCCUUCCCCUGGAAACUUUUUUUUUUUUUUAAUUAACAGUUUUCAGUUGAUUAAUUUCAAAAGAGAAGGAAGCUGAAACCAUUUCUGGUAGGAGUAAAGAUAAAAAGGACAGGAAAGGAUUCAAUGUUAUAACAGACUCACAGCUUUUCCCAGGUAUGAAACCUAAAAACCAGAAGGGCUUGAUAAUCAUCAGUGAAAAAAUGAUCUACUUCCAGAGAGCUAUCCACAGAGCAAAGGAUUCAUAAACUUGAAAUCCAACCUUCCUUAUUCGUAUCACUCUGGUCUGCAUUUUUCCCAGGACAGGAAACAUGUCCCCCAUAGCUUUCUUGUUUCUAAAAUUAAAACCUAGCAUUUCAAGAUCAUUCUGCAAGUAAUUUUGCACAGACAUCUCCUCACCCCAGUGCCUGUCUGGAGCUCACCCAAGGUCACCAAACAACUUGGUUGUGAACCAACUGCCUUAACCUUCAGGGGGGAGGGGGGUUAGCUAGACUAGGAGACCAGAAGUGGAGGGGAAGAGACGAGGACUUCACAAGGUUGGCCUGUUAGAGCUUCAGUAGAAACCAACUCAGUGGUAGCCAAGGGAUAGCUUGGCCCAGGAAAAACCUGUGGGUUCUGCCAGUUUCUAAAUAGAGACUGUAUCCAGGAAGUAGAGUGAACAGAAGAUCGUGGGGGGUUUGGGGGAAAUGGGACCUGAUUAUGUUGUUAUUC
Trichechus manatus latirostris (Florida manatee) is the source of this 5178-nucleotide messenger RNA. It is a transcript of the gene BACE1, whose product is annotated as beta-secretase 1. Gene Ontology annotation, biological process: amyloid-beta metabolic process; membrane protein ectodomain proteolysis. The record is from RefSeq and is a predicted model, not a curated record. The coding region runs from base 4 to 1434 and encodes 476 amino acids. The transcript has 9 exons. Lineage: Eukaryota; Metazoa; Chordata; Mammalia; Sirenia; Trichechidae. Gene Ontology annotation, cellular component: endosome; trans-Golgi network; plasma membrane. Gene Ontology annotation, molecular function: aspartic-type endopeptidase activity.